CGCGGCCGCGCCCGCGAUGGUGCGCAUCGCGGAAGAAGAACGCCCGAUCUCCGUGGACGCGCUCCGCGCAGAUCUCGCGGAGAGCCGACUGCGAGAGAUGAAGCUCGCGGAGGAAGUCUCGGAGCUGAAGGAUUCGAUCGACGCGGGAGCGGGCGACGCGGACAAGGACGCGGCGGUGAAGCGCGCGAUGGAGACGCAGCGCGCGAGCCAGGCGACGAUCAAGAGCCUAGAGAGCGAAGUGCGCGCGCUGCAGACGAAGCUGCGGAUGAUGGAAGCGCACAAGGCGUUCGCGGCGUCGGACGAAGACGACGCGAGAAGGGCGCUCGAGAGCGCGAUGAUGCUGUUCGCGCUCGCGAUGACGCUCCUCGUGUUCUUGGGCGUGUCCGAGUGGGCGGGGUGGACGGACGUGAUCGGGUGGGUCGCGCGGAGCAAGCUCGGGGACGGCGGCGGCGAGUGUCGCGCGACGUGA
Molecule: messenger RNA, 469 nt
Organism: Micromonas pusilla CCMP1545
Lineage: Eukaryota; Viridiplantae; Chlorophyta; Mamiellophyceae; Mamiellales; Mamiellaceae
Exons: 1
Coding region: 98-469 (123 amino acids)
Source: RefSeq, a predicted model, not a curated record